Mercenaria mercenaria is the source of this 692-nucleotide messenger RNA. RefSeq names its product neo-calmodulin-like. Bases 106 to 579 code for a protein of 157 amino acids. Gene Ontology annotation, molecular function: enzyme regulator activity; calcium ion binding. Lineage: Eukaryota; Metazoa; Mollusca; Bivalvia; Venerida; Veneridae. The record is from RefSeq and is a predicted model, not a curated record. The transcript has 7 exons.
AUAUAUUGCGCAUUGCGACAAAAUGUUUCAUAUAUAAUGCUGAAAAUUCUGUACUGGUCUGAAUAUGUAACCUUGUGAUUAUAUUUUUAGUGGAAUAAAAUAAAAAUGGCGGAUAAUCUGACAGAAGACCAAAUAUUUGAAUUUAAGGAGGCUUUUGGAUUGUUUGACAAAGAUGGCGAUGGGACGAUCACAACAAAGGAGCUUGGCACGGUCAUGAGGUCACUGGGCCAGAAUCCCACCGAGGCCGAACUCGAGGACAUGAUUAACGAAGUGGAUGCAGACGGAAACGGAACUAUCGAUUUCCCAGAAUUCCUCACAAUGAUGGCGAAAAAGAUGAAAACUGAUGAUGACGGAGAGGAAGAAAUUAGAGAGGCGUUUCGUGUGUUUGAUAGAGAUGGUAACGGGCUUAUUAGCGCGGCUGAACUUCGCCAUGUAAUGACAAAUUUGGGAGAGAAGUUGACAGAUGAAGAAGUUGACGAAAUGAUCAAGGAAGCUGACGUUGAUGGAGACGGGCAAGUCAAUUACGAGGAAUUUGUCCGCAUGAUGGCAGGGGCAGGGGCAGGAAAAUUAGGAAAAUAACAGAGGAACACGGAAAGGAAAUGCAAAACUUUGCACCGCACUGCUGAGCGGUACUCUUUAAAAUGAAUGUAACUAUGCCUGGCUUCGUCUCUACAUAUAAAUACACAAAAGUG